AUGGCAGAUGCAGAAGGGGGAAAUCAAAAGUCUGUCACAGAAUUCAUCCACCUGGGAUGCAGGAAUACCCUGGAGCUGCAGACCCCUCUUUUCCUGCUGUUUCUGGUGAUCUACAUUGUGUGCAUGGCCGGGAACCUUCUGAUUGUUGUGCUAGUUGUGACUCAUCAGCAGCUUCACACCCUCAUGAACUUUUUUCUGAGGAACUUGUCUUUGCUGGACACCUGUUACACCUCAGUCAUUGCCCUCAGGUUGCUGGCUGGACUCCUAGCAGAGGACAGGACAGUGUCCUUCAGGGACUGCAUCACACAGUUCUUCUUCAGGGCUUUGGCUUGCAUUGAGUGUUUCCUACUUGCAAUCAUGGCUUAUGACCAUUAUCUAGCCAUAUGCAACCUACUCAGCUAUAAUGUGAUGAUGAACCUUAGGGUCUGCCUUCAGCUGGUAUCUGCCUCCUGGAUAACUGGUUUCUCAGUCAGUGCAUUAGCAGUGGGGAUGGUUCCACAGCUAAGCUUCUGCAGCCCUCAUGAAAUUAAUAAUUUCUACUGUGACAUGGAGGAACUGCUCAAAUUGUCCUGCACAAAAAGCCCCUUGGCAGAAAUGAUCAUUCCGGUCUCCUGCUCCCUGGUAUCCCUGGGCCCUUUCCUCUUCAUCAUUCUGUCUUACAUUCUUAUCCUCUCAGCCAUCCUGCAAAUUGCUUCCUCUGCUGGGAGGCAGAAGGCCUUUUCCACCUGCGCCUCUCACCUGCUUGUGUUGAGUCUGUAUUACGUGACCAUUAUUAUCAUGUAUAUGUCGCCAUCGGAUGAGCAAUCCCCAACCUUCCAUAAAGCUCUGUCUCUCAUGUACAUGGUUGUUACCCCAGUGUUCAACCCCAUCAUCUACAGUCUGAGGAGCAAUGAGGUGAAGUGGGGCUUCACGAAAGUCAUGCUGCAGAACUUAGUCAUGAUUUAG
This is a messenger RNA of Chelonoidis abingdonii (Abingdon island giant tortoise), 945 nucleotides long. Its product is annotated as olfactory receptor 5AP2-like. Gene Ontology annotation, molecular function: G protein-coupled receptor activity; olfactory receptor activity. Gene Ontology annotation, biological process: G protein-coupled receptor signaling pathway. The record is from RefSeq and is a predicted model, not a curated record. Lineage: Eukaryota; Metazoa; Chordata; Testudines; Testudinidae. Gene Ontology annotation, cellular component: membrane.